Messenger RNA from Anthonomus grandis grandis, 2079 nucleotides. Its product is annotated as T-complex protein 11-like protein 1. The transcript is spliced from 11 exons. NCBI's taxonomy places the organism in Eukaryota, Metazoa, Arthropoda, Insecta, Coleoptera, Curculionidae. The record is from RefSeq and is a predicted model, not a curated record. Bases 326 to 1861 code for a protein of 511 amino acids. Gene Ontology annotation, biological process: signal transduction.
AUUACACAUCGCUAUAUAAACAAAAACAGCUGAUUAUCAAAAUAUUUUGACGUUCAUCACUUAACAUUUCCUUCAAAAUUCUAAAUUUUCAUCAAAAUUUGCAGUGAAAGUUUUAGCAGUCACGCUUUUAUAUUCGGGAAGUGCUCAUACAAAGCAACCUUGAAUGUAUUUUUCUUUGUGUUGCACAAUUGAUGUGGUCAGGCUAUAGUAUAAGCUCAACAAAAAUAGCAUAGCGACCUCAUUUUGCCUUAGUACCCUGCUCAGUUUCAGUUGCAGGUUGACACAGCGAUCUCAUACUUUAGAUUUAUUACUAUAGAACAGAAAAAUGAGUGGAGAAAGAAGCCAACCACAGGACACCGGAGGUCCUGCUAGAAAUCGAACCAUUAGUGAAUGUUCUGUUGCAAGUGAUGAAGGAACUGCUUCGGGAUUUACUGGAAAAAGAUUUCAGAUAUUCCUUGUCACAAACAGUAUUGAAAGGCAAAGAACCACUUCACAAACCUUUAUGGUAGCUAGCGGAAUGACUGCAGCAUCGCCCCCAAAAUUUGUGUCGUUAGAAGAGAUAAUGCAGGCAGCCAAUGGAAUGCGAGACAUGAACUUGAUCCACCAGAUAGUGGUCGAUGAAAACUUCCGUCUGGAGAAACCCGAUCCCGAACCCAACACUGUUCAAAAAGUUAUAAAGGACACUAUGCACAAAGCCUUUUGGGAUAUCUUGAGGCAAGAGUUGAAUAGUGACCCCCCUUGCUAUAACCAGGCUUUUGUACUAUUAGAAGAAGUAAAACAAGGACUGUUUGAUCUACUUCUCCCUCAGCACACGAAAAUCAAGCAGCAAAUCUCUGAAGUUUUAGAUAUUCCUCUUAUCAAGCAGCAAGCUGAAAAGGGAAUUCUUGACUUUUCCUAUUACGCCAGUUAUGUUAUUUCUAUAAUGGCCAGGAUGUGUGCGGAAGUUAGAGACGAGAAAAUCCAACAGCUCAGGGAGAUGACCGAUAUUGUCGAAGUUUAUAAAGGGAUCUUAGAGUUAUUAGAACUGAUGCAUUUGGAUAUGGCGAACUUUACCCUCCAAGUUAUUAAACCAGACAUUAUAAAUCACAGUGUGGAGUUGGAAAGGGAAAAGUUUUCAUCGUAUCUUGCUGUUCAAGCAGAUGGACUGCAACAUACUAGAAAAUGGUUACUGAAACAUCUCAAGACUGACGAAAGAGUGCCUAGUAAGGUGGACUAUGAGAAAUUUAUUAGAGACUGUUGCAAGAAAGUAUUUACUUCUGCGUGUAUAGAUUUACUGGACUGGGAUAGGAGCAAGCCUUAUCCUGAAACGUUUAUCUUAGACGAAGAUCGACUGUAUGAUCUCCAAGUGCGCACAUUCAGAUUAGUGGCGAUCGCCACCAUACUAUUGGUGACUUUAAGUAACGCCGGUGCAGAUCUCCAAACUAUUAGCUCAUUUAAGCAAUCACUGAAGGAGCACAUUUCGAUUCUUUUCCAGAACGUUAAAAAUAACCAAGAUUUGAAAGAUGCACUGCCGAACGUAGCUGAGCAGGUUCUUAGUGAUGUUAAGCAAGCACAGGAAAAAUACGAUAUUCAUGCUAUUGGACCGAACAAUGAGUCCGCGCUCAAGGAAUUGAUAAUCAAUAUAGGAAAUGAAGAACAUAAAGUACGAGGAAUAGUUAAACAAAGAAUAAAAGACUUCUACUUAGAUAUUAUUGAAUCGUCGACAGCAGCGCCCCAAAAAGUACCGACGGGCCUUACAGCGUUCCAAAGGGAACUAACCGAAAUUGCCGGUCAAUUUCUGAGAAUAGUUUCGCACAACAACACCGUAUUCUGCAUUUACUACUUCGACAUCGUUGCCGGUGCAUUACCGAAACCUACCUAAUUAAUUUUUUCAUAGCCACUCUAAUUUUAGUGGGUUCACAUUAUAACAUAAUUUUUAAGUAUAUUGUGGUAGAGAAUAUAUGAUUAACUUCUUGACGUGACUUAACACAUAACGCUAAAAGUCAAUAAUAACACUUUUUUACUAUAGUUCCACGGAAUAAAUUAAAUAUGAAGAUUGUAUUAAAAAACAUAGUAAUAUAUAAAGUUUUAUAACAAGUA